Caretta caretta (loggerhead turtle) is the source of this 7474-nucleotide messenger RNA. NCBI's taxonomy places the organism in Eukaryota, Metazoa, Chordata, Testudines, Cheloniidae. The record is from RefSeq and is a predicted model, not a curated record.
GCCGGGGAGAGGCGCGGGCGCCAUGGGGUCCCCCAGCCUCAGCCGCUCCUCGCAGUCCCUGCGCCGGCUGUAAGGUGGCGGCGGCGGCGCGGCGCCCUCUCCUGCACCCUCCCCCGGGGCCGGGGGGCCAUGGCCAGCGGAGCUCCGUGAGCCGUGGGGCGGGGGACUCCCGGGCGCUUCUGGAAGCAGGGAGCGGCAUUGAUGUGUGAGCCCCACAAAUGGCUCUCGGCGCGGAGGGGGCCGAUCAGAGGUGUGAGCAUGCCGGGCAGCUGGGGGACCUGUUUGCCGCCUCUCUGCCUUGGGCAGCUGGCAGAGCCCUAGGAUGCCCUGAUCGGCGGAGCUCCCAGCCACCUACCAGCCACGGGGCCAUCUCCAGGGCUGUCAUGCUGAUUGGGGUGAUCCUAGCCCUUUUCCAGAGUGUCCAGGCUGAGCAGGGUACCAAACAACACCAAAUAAAUGUUGCCCCUUCUACAGAGUCUCCUGCUCACUGGAGAUCUAUAUUUUCACCAACAUGGCCUUCAACAGAAAUUAAGUCUUCCUCAGUGGCUGACAUGUCAAUGAGACAGACAUUGGAGAAUGCAAACUUGCUUCAGAAAAUAAAAACAACACUGACUGGCGCCAGAACUAUGGAUCAAACUAAUUUUUCGCCCACUCUUUACCAAGGCAGCGGAAAUAGUGCAUCCCAGGAGCCUUCCGAGGUUUCAGCUGAAUCACCAGUGAGGUCAUCCUCUCAAGAUGUAAAUGAAACAGCUGUUGUAUCAGGUUUGCCUCAAAUCAGUAUGUUUGCCACAUUGUCCACAAAACCAUCAAUGACACAUUCAAGUACUGCUGUACCAUCUCAGCUAACAUCAUUAGAAACACCCUCCAUUUCAAAAGAAACCACAUCAGGAUCAGACAUUCUUGCAACUGUUCCAUCACCAUCAUUUUCUUCAUUGGUAAUACAAUCACCUCAUACCAUUAUCUUUUCUAAGUUGACUGUACUACCCACCAAAGUGCCUUUAUCCACAGAUACUGAAAGUUCCUUCCACAUAGAUUCAACUGACUCUCAUUUUAGUGCAAGCAGAGAUAAUCCACCAAGCACAGUCACUGCUGUAAAUUCCAGUACAUUGAAUCACACAUUAUCCAGAAGGGGUCCCAAAGAGGUCACGGGUACCACAUCACUUAAUAGCUUUGGAUCAACAAUGAUACAUUCCACAAAGACAAUGGGAAGAGUGUCACCCUCAGAAAGUACCUCCCUACUUUCUGCACACUCUCCAACUUCUCUGUCAGUAAUUUCCUCUCAGUCUUUCCUACCAAUAGCUUCUGAAACUGUGUCAUGGUUUCCUACUGAAAGAACUUCAUUGUCUCACUCAACAGAUAACGUGUCUUCUUCUGGAGCAAUACCCACCAAUCUGCCAUUCAAGGCAGUGGUGACUGACAGAGAGAAUGACCUCAGCCCAGAUGCAUCGUCACCAGCUUUUAAUAGUAAAUCAGAGAUUCCAAUGGUUAGUACUUCAUUCUUUCAUACCGUGGGCACUAUAUCUGCAUUACCAAAAGUGAUGAGUCAUCAGUCUUCCACAUCAACUAAUGCCAUGUCGGGUUCUACCAAGACAAUAUUUUUAUCACCAGCUUCUAAUAAUCCAGUGGGACUCUCCCAUUCAACAGAAAAUAGGUCUUCCUUUACUGUGCCAAGAAAAUUUAUUCCAGAUGCAAUAAGCACCAGCAACGCAGUAGUUCCACCGCCAGCACCUACAAGUAUAUCAGACUUUCUUUUCAGAAAAAACACACUCCCUUAUUCAACAGAUAAAGAAUCUUCCUUAAUAACUGUGACAAAUCAUACCUUUAAUAUUAUAGCACAUACUAACAACGCAACAAACUCAACACCAGCCUAUGAGAACACUUCUGUGUUCCCUCUAAUAAAUAUUUCGUCCUUUCGCUCAGCAGUGUCAAUCAGUCAAGCUGUUGGAAAAGAGGUGACUGAUACAGGUUUUGAGGCCAAUACAGUGGUAUUAUCAAGUGAUUUUGAACAUACUUUGCAACCUUCUGAUGGCUCUUUAGUUAGAGAGGCACCCCAUCAGUCUUUCGAAACAGGUAGUACAGCCAAAGUAUACACCAACAUAGAUUCUAACAAUGUCCUUUUUUACGGAUCUCAGCGUUCCAGAGUUUCUCCAGAAACUCGACCCAGCAAGCGCACAACAGGAACAGUGCUGCCUGAAAGUAUUUUGAAAACAGAAGUCAUCAGUUCUGUUACUACAUCUGCAGUAUCAUUACCCACUCCCAAUACAGGCCUUUCAAAAUCUGUGCUCACUAUUAAAGAUACACCUGCUAUUCAUAAUUCUACAACUUCACAGCUUUCAGCUAUUAAUGGAGAAAGUCCAGCUGUAGACUUAACAGAAAAUGAAGAAACAGAUACAGAAACAUUCACCAUUGUCACUCCACAUAUAGAAUAUGCCCCUCUACAAGCUUUAAAUAAACCUGAUCUUACCACUGAUGAAGUUUCAACCACAGAUGAUACAAAACCAUGGACCACUAUUGUGCCUUCAGAAUUAUAUGCAUUGCCAUCAUUUGUUCCAGCAACAGAAGCUCCACACAGCCCAGCGUCAGCUUUCUCUAAUAUUUCAAAUGCUGCCUCUGAAAGCAGUUUAGAUACCACAAAGAUACCUAUACCUAUAAUCAGUGCUUCAGCUUCUGAAUGGACUACUACAGCCGUGCUUACUUCAGCUGGUGUUAGUGUUCUGUCAGUAAAAGAAACAACCAACAUUCCAAUAAUGGAAGUUUCUCCAAGCACUUCUUCAUUAGAAACUGGGUAUCACGCCCCAUAUUCAACAAUUUCAGGUCUGCAACAGCAAAUAAAUGAUGUUACAAACAAACAAACUGCUUCUAUCUCUGUAACUUUAGAAACGUCUACAUCUGCAAAAUCUAAUCAAAAUGUUUCAACUUCACCUUUGACUGAAAUUAAGUCUCCUAAUUUCACACAAUUUAACAUACGUUCAUCUGCCCUGGAAAGGUCUAGUGUUCAGUAUUCGCCCCAGGCUACCACUACAGCACUACCUGCAGCCCAGUCAAAAAAAGAUACUGACACAACUCAAAAUGUUACUGAAUUCUUCACUCUCAGGGACACUAACUUCACUGCAAACUUUGAAGUAUCCCCCCAUCUGUAUUUGCCUACAGUGAAGGAUUUUGCAACUGAUGAUACAAGUACUGCUUAUAGCACUCUGAAAUCUCAGACAAUCCAUGGUGACAAUAUCUCUUCAUCAACAAAAGCCUUAUACACAACACCAUCUGAGCUACCACUGGCUUCUCAAUUCACUGACAAUUUGAUUGUCACAGCUAAUAAUGAAAUUAGUUCUAUCAGUGGUACACAACCAACAAUUUCUUCCUUUCCAAUAGCCAAACAAUCUUCAAGCUCAACACUGAUAUCUAUUCUAACUCCAGAAAAAUACUUGUCUUCUGGAAAUUUGACAGACUUUACAAACAGCUCUGUUUCAGAACCACCGAGUCACUUGACUAGUGUUAUUCAAAAACAAGCUACGUUUAGUACAGAAAGGUGGUAUGCAAAUGGUACAGGUGAUAUUCUAAUUACAGUUGCUGUACCUAAUGAAGCUACCAAUGGCACCCCAUCGCAAACACAUACCACCAAUGCUUUACAGUCAGUCAUCAUAACUUCUGUCCAUGCAUCACCAACACAUAUAACCUCUGCUUUUUUGCCAACAACCAACUUUACCCAUUCUGUCAUUACAGUGCUACCUUCAGUGUCGGCAGGUGCAAUACCUACAGUAGCAACUUCAGAAGCAAAAUCAGUAACAGGAAAAUCUGCGCCAACUUCAUCCUUGUUUUCUCUAGGCAGUGAAAAUGCACCCUUGCUGUCUGUGACAGCAUUAAGCACAUUGAUAUCAACACUAGCAAAAAAUAACAGUGCCUCAAAAAUGACAUCAACAGUAGAAACACAUACAAACUUUCCGUUUGCACCAAGACACACACCUACAUCACGCCCCCACACCGUUAUGUUUCUAACCAAUAAUGUUAGCACAGUCACAGCUUCCACACUGACAUCCACAACACACACACAAAGACAGAUAGAAACCACAGUACCUGACACCAAGAAAUUUACAAGCUCAGAAAUCACCAAAACAUCAACUGCAUAUCCACUGACAAUUACAGCAGCUUUGACAUCUAUUACAGCAUCAGCGAAAACAACUAGGCUCCCCCCUGCUCCAGUGGAAAACAAUUCUGCUGCUCCUACAACUGCAAUUGCAACUUUUGCUAAUGUGACAACAGUUCCCCCCCCGGAAUGCCAGCUAUCCAGUAACCUUAUGGUUAAAUCAGUUUUGUUCCUGAACACAAGAAGGCUGCUGAUCAGCAGUUCCUUAAAAGAGAAUGUGACAAAAGGACUGACCCAGGCACUGAGACAAGCUUUCAACCAAAAUGUCAAUGCUCAAGUUGAAAUUCUGGAACAAUCAAACAAUGUGACAGUUGGUUACUACGUUACGAAGGGGAGGUUGGUUUUUAUACCUGCUGUUGUUACUGAAAUGCUCAUUGCUUAUGGUAUUAGCAACACCACAGCGGACAUAAAGCAGCAUGUGCCAAAUCUUCAGUCUGUUGCUGUACUGGCCUUGCCAUGGAAUCCAUUACCUGCAUACCACUUCCAGCUGAAAACAGAGCUGCAGUUUGUUGGUCAAACAGACAACAUACAGUCAUGCAAGUUUGUUCAGACCAUGGAGCAACGGUUACAAAAAGCAUUCGAGGAUGCUGAAAGAAAGGUCUUAAACACUAGCAACAACUUAACAGUUCAGAUUUUGAACACGUCAAAUGUCUCCCAAGCGGUCACUUUGUUUUAUGUGGUGAGCAAUCAAAGUACAGCCCUAAAUGGCACCACCUCCAGCUACCUUCUUAAUCAGCUUUCAGCUGAGCUGGUGGGAUUCUACCUUACCUACCCGCCACUGACCAUUGCAGAAUCUUUGGAGUAUCCAAACCUUGAUGUCUCAGAAACUACUAGAGACUACUGGGUGAUUACAGUUAUACAAGGGGUCGACAUUACGUUACUGGGACUUAACAACCAAAGCUUUGCAAGACUAAUGGAGCAGCGGCUGGCCCCACUGUUCGUGAUGUCCCAUCAACAAGGAAGGCGAUUUAAACGUGCUACUACAGUGGGCAGCUACACUGUGCAGAUGGUAAAAAUGCAGCGUAUUCCAGGACCCAAGGAGCCUGCUGAACUGACUUAUUAUACAUUAUACAACGGGAAACCUCUGCUGGGAACUGCAGCUGCCAAAAUGUUGAGUACUGUUGAUUCUCAAAGGAUGGCCUUGACGUUAGGUUAUGUCAUCCAAGUACAAGCUGAUCCUGUGGUGAAAAACCCACCAAACAACCUGUGGAUCAUUGCAGCAGUACUGGCUCCCAUUGCUGUGGUUACGGUUAUCAUCAUCAUCAUCACAGCAGUUCUGUGCAGGAAGAACAAGAAUGAUUUCAAACCAGACCCCAUGAUGAACCUGCCUCAGAGAGCUAAACCAGUACAAGGUUUUGACUAUGCCAAACAGCAUUUAGGUCAGCAGGGAGCUGAAGAUGAGGUUUUACCUGUGACUCAGGAGACUGUAGUACUACCACUGCCAGCUAGAGAUGCUCCUGCCUCCCAGGAGAGAGAAAUUGCUCAGGAUGGGAGCACCACUAAAACUGCCAAGUCCAAUGAAACAAGAAAAAGCAGGUCGCCUAGUCAGAAUGGUUCUGUCAUCAGCAACGAAUCAGGAAAGCCCAGUUCAGGCAGAAGCUCUUCACAGAAAGUAGUGGUCCAGCAGAAAAUGACAAAAGAUGAAGGAAGAAAGAGAAAUGUGCCCCUAAGUGAUGAAGAGGAGGGAGGCAUUCUCUUUGAGAACAUCGCCAAGUCUGCCAUUGAUCCCUUCGACACAUCUUCUGGAUCUGUACAGCUGAUUGCUAUCAAACCUGUAGCAUUGCCUCCCGCUCACCCUGCAUCAGACAGGAGCCAGGAAUCUGCUAUCAUUAAUGGAGAGGUAAACAAAGCCUUGAAGCAGAAGUCCGAUAUAGAGCACUAUCGCAACAAGCUGCGCUUGAAAGCCAAGAGGAAAGGAUACUAUGAUUUCCCUCAGAUUGACAACAACAAGGGGCUGACAGAAAGAAAAAAGAUAUAUGAGAAAGCACAAAAGGAAAUAGACCAUGUUUUGGAACCAGAGGCAGAUGUAUCUUCUCCAUUUGCAGAGCCUAAAAACAGGCAGCAGACAAAGAACUCUGUGUACAGAAGCAGACAGUCUCUGAACAGCCCUAGCCCAGGAGAAACUGAGAUGGAUCUUCUAGUUACCCGGGAGAGACCAAGGCGUGGGAUCCGCAACAGUGGAUAUGAUACCGAACCUGAAGUGAUAGAAGAAACAAAUAUUGACCGUGUCAAUGAACCUCGAAGUUAUACCAGAUCCCGUCAGGCUAAAGGCCAUUCUGAGACAUCAACUUUAAGUUCUCAGCCUUCCAUUGAUGAAGUUAGACAACAGAUGCAUAUGCUCUUGGAAGAGGCAUUUAGUCUGGCAUCUGCAGGCCAUGGAGGGCAGAACAGACAAGAUGCUCACAGUUCAGCACAACACUUACCAUACUCUGAAGUUGUGACCAGUGCUCCUGGUACCAUGACCCGACCCAGAGGGGGAGUACAGUGGGUGCCAACAUAUAGACCAGAAAUGUAUCAGUACAGCUUACCAAGACCAGCGUACAGGUUUUCUCAGCUUCCUGAAAUGGUAAUGGGCUCUCCCCCACCCCCGGUUCCUCCCAGAACAGGUCCUGUGGCUGUGGCAUCUCUCAGGAGGUCAACAUCAGAUAUUGGCAGCAAGACAAGAAUAUCUGAAUCCAGUGGGACAGAGCAGGGCCAACAGCAUGAUCCUGCAUCCUUUGCCCCAGGUUCAAGAGCUCCGGUAUCUGUGGGUCCAUUGGAUCAGUCAGCAUUGAACUACUCAGGAAAUACAGUACCAGCAGUGUUUGCCAUACCAGCAGCAAACCGACCUGGAUUCACAGGCUAUUUCAUCCCAACACCACCCACAGCAUACAGGAACCAAGCCUGGAUGCCCUAUGCUGGAGAUAAUGAAUUACCAGGGCAAUGGGCAGACUCGCUUCGUGGAAGAAUUGUAUUUUGGGGAGAGAUUUGAAGAGGAGCAAGAGGUUGGCUCAUGAAAAGAUGGGAAUGUUCCACAGCUAAGAAGUAGCAUGGGAGAGAGUGUGAAGAUGAGACUGGGAAGAGGAUACAAAAAUGGAGCAUGAGAGAAGUUUUAAUUUCCCUUAAUGGUAAACAGUACGUUUUUAUAAAACAGACUAAAAAAAGACUAGGCUUUCUGUUGCUCAGUUAAGCCCAGUUGAGCCUGAGAGUAAGUAGCUGAAUGAUACUUAAAAUCAGAAUAGAUAGUGUUCAGUAAAAGUAAAAUAAAUUGUUUUAUUAUUAGCUGUUUGUACUGUAGGCUAUGGUCAUUACAAGUUAACACAUGUUCAUUACAAGUUAGCACAUGUGAGCACA